CCCUGGCUUCCAGGCGUGGGUCCCGCGUGCACGGGUCCUGCAGUUCCGCGGGGCUCGCAGGCUGGUAGGCCGCACAAUGGAAGCCUGCGCGCUGCAGUACAAGGCGGUGGACAGCCCCGUAGGGAGGAUCGAACUGGUGGGCUGCGGACGAGGCCUACACGAGAUCCGGCUGCCCGGCGGGAAGAUGACCGGCGCUGACUCCUCGGAGGCCCCGGCAGCGCCCGAGGGGACCGCGGAGCCCCUGGUGCGGGCCGCAGCCUGGCUGGACGCCUACUUCCACAAGCCCGCGGCCUUGGAAGAACUCCCCCUGCCUCCGCUCCACCACCCCGUGUUCCAGAAAGAGUCCUUCACCAGACGGGCGCUGGGGAAGCUUCUGGAGCUUGUGAAGUUCGGAGAAACGGUUUCUUACCAACAGUUAGCAGCCCUGGCGGGCAACCCCAGAGCCGCCCGCGCCGUGGGGGCCGCGAUGAGGAGCAACCCGGUCCCCAUCCUCAUCCCGUGCCACAGAGUGAUCUGCAGCAGCGGAGCCCCGGGCAACUACUCCGGCGGCGGGUGCGCGGUGAAGGAGCGGCUGCUGGCCCACGAGGGCCUCGGGGCGGGGCGGCCGGGCCUGGGGGGGCCCGCGGCCCCACCGGCUCCCCGCGCGCCGGCCGACGCGGAGCGUGUGGACUCGGAGCAAACAUUUGAGUGA
Messenger RNA from Perognathus longimembris pacificus (Pacific pocket mouse), 691 nucleotides. It is a transcript of the gene Mgmt, whose product is annotated as O-6-methylguanine-DNA methyltransferase. Lineage: Eukaryota; Metazoa; Chordata; Mammalia; Rodentia; Heteromyidae. Gene Ontology annotation, cellular component: nucleus. Bases 77 to 691 code for a protein of 204 amino acids. Gene Ontology annotation, molecular function: methylated-DNA-[protein]-cysteine S-methyltransferase activity. The record is from RefSeq and is a predicted model, not a curated record. Gene Ontology annotation, biological process: DNA repair. The transcript has 5 exons.